UGGGAUGUCCCGGUAUCCACUUUUUAAAGUCGAACAAGCUGGAAACAGCGACUAGAAGCGGGGCACUGAAAGACGCGUGAGACUUUCACUCUGCAUCUUUUCUGUUUAUGCAUAAUGGAAUCGCCCCCUAAGAAAAAGCUCCCAUUCAAGCGCACGGUUAGGCGUAAAUCAAGCGAAGUACCCAAUGAUGAUGCCCUUUCUCUCUUCAGUCGGUCAGGUGACUUCUUUGAAGAGCACCAAAGAUUAUUGAAAGAAAAGGCUGAAAAGGAAAAGGCCGAGAAGGAGAAGGCUGAGAAGGCUGCUAAAGAGGCUAGGGAAGCUAAGGAGGCGAAGGCCAAACAGCAGCGCAAAGAGCGACUAGCCCGGGAAUCUGAAAUCGAACGGAUUGACCUACUGGAUGAAAAACCUAUUCGUGAGCCAGGUUCCGCGAAGAAGCGACGUCACAUUUCGAUCGCCCACGAAGAUGAGGAUGACAAUACCUCCGACCGCGAAUACAAGCCCUCAAAAAAGCAAAGGUCGCCUUCCUUACCUCCCACACCAACUUCUAAACGCAAAAGCUCCUUCGCCAGUCCACGUACAGGAGGCCGCUUCACACGCGCCCAAGCACGUACCUCCGUCAUCUCUUUAGAUGACGACGACGAUGAUCCCUUUGUGCCAAAAUCUCCACUUGAGCCUCCCCCAGCCAAAGGUACAGAUUCAAAGAAAUCUAUUAAGUUAGAGUCAAAACAAGAUGUGGUUGCUUUGGACGAUGACAGUGAUACUCAAGCUGGCGCAGGCGAAGAGCCAAAGGAGGAUGAGGAGGAGGAUCCUUCGGAGUACUACAUCAGACUUGCCAGGGAACGAGCAGAAAAAGAAAAGGCGGAACGCGAAGCUAGAGAAAAACGAGGGGAUAGUACAGCUGCUGAUGAAGACGAUCCUGUCAUACAGAUCCUCGUCCAUUCACAUAUGCGGGGCAUUAUUCCUCUACUCUUCCGUCGUAGACUAUCUCAGAAACUCAACGUGGUUUAUCAGACCUGGGUUGAACAGCAAAUAGUUAAGAACAGCAAUGUGCCGCGUCCGGUUUUGGAGUCUAUGUUCUUCACCUGGAAAGGAAAUAAAGUGUAUCCACACACAACUCUGAAGACAUUAGGCAUUAAGCCAGAGCGAGACGGCGGACUCUAUCCAGACUGGAAGUCGGACCAGGAGGGGUAUCAAGGACGUGAGAAAGUGCUCUUUGAGGCAUGGACACAACAACUGUACGAUGGAUAUCUGGAAGAGAAGGAGAGGCAACGGUUACAGCACCUCAACGAGUUGGAAGGGGUGUAUGAAGGAAGUCAAGAACCGGAGCCGCCUCAAAACUCACAAGAAGAGAAGAAAAUCCGCGUACAUUUCAAGGCAAAAGAUGUACCUCCUACGAAGGUAACGGUGCGUCCUAGUACUACGGCCGCCCAACUCGUAAAGGCGUAUCGGCGACUCGCAAGUAUUCCGGAAGAUAAGACCAUCGAGCUCCAUUGGGAUGGCGAGGCUCUGGAUGACGAAACAACCGUGGAACAGGCAGACAUCGAAGAUAUGGACUCGUUGGAAGUCCAUAUCAAGUGAGGGAUGGGACGGAGUAUCUUUUCAAGGUAUUGGGAAUUAGCGUUUGUACUACGGAAAAUAUCUUAAGUCACUACUAGGAGCAUAUUGGACAUGGGAGAAAGGCAGGAAAAAUACACCGGGCGACAAAAGGACGAGUCUCAUGAAAUAUCCUUUCUUAUAUACUUCAUGAUACCCUUAAGUUGUCUAAUGACUUAAUGGUGCUCAGAAGAGACUUCUCACGUCUCGUAAUCUAUCA
Annulohypoxylon truncatum is the source of this 1813-nucleotide messenger RNA. RefSeq lists its product as uncharacterized. The transcript is spliced from 2 exons. The record is from RefSeq and is a predicted model, not a curated record. Lineage: Eukaryota; Fungi; Ascomycota; Sordariomycetes; Xylariales; Hypoxylaceae. Bases 115 to 1578 code for a protein of 487 amino acids. Gene Ontology annotation, molecular function: protein binding.